Cryphonectria parasitica EP155 is the source of this 372-nucleotide messenger RNA. RefSeq lists its product as uncharacterized. The transcript has 3 exons. The record is from RefSeq and is a predicted model, not a curated record. Lineage: Eukaryota; Fungi; Ascomycota; Sordariomycetes; Diaporthales; Cryphonectriaceae. The coding region runs from base 1 to 372 and encodes 123 amino acids.
AUGAUGUUCUCUCUCUCCACUCUCCUUACCGGCGUGAUCGCCGCUGGCAGCGUGCUGGCCUCACCCAUUGCUACUCCCGCCGCCGCCGCCGCCGCCGCCUCCACGUCCUGCGCAACGCCGGUGGCCACCGUUACGACACCUGCUCUGCACCUUGUCUGCCGCUUCGCCUGCGUCAAGCCCACAGCUACCUGCGCUCCGGGGCAGCCCACAGCCCCGGUUCCCAGCCCGCCGACGACAUCUACCAUUGCACCUGCCGGUGCCUGUACUGUUACGCUAGAGGUGUUUUCAACUCCGGCCUGCAAUAACUGCGCUACGUGCGUCAGCCCCGCCGCCACUCUCCAGGCGAGGGAGACACAACAGCCGUCCAUCUGA